This is a messenger RNA of Emys orbicularis (European pond turtle), 1784 nucleotides long. Its product is annotated as zinc finger protein 777-like. Lineage: Eukaryota; Metazoa; Chordata; Testudines; Emydidae. Gene Ontology annotation, biological process: regulation of DNA-templated transcription. The record is from RefSeq and is a predicted model, not a curated record. The coding region runs from base 47 to 1507 and encodes 486 amino acids. The transcript has 5 exons.
CAGAACAGGGACAGCUGAGAAGAAAAUAUCUGACACAGAGAAAGGAAUGAUGGAGUUUAGUAACCAACUGGCCAUGCUGGGAUCUCUGAUCCAGGAAUAUGGACUGAUGCAGAGGAGGCUGGAGAACAUGGAGAACCUGCUGAAGAACAGGAACUUCUGGAUCCUGAGGCUUCCCCCAGGCACUAAGGGAGAAGUCCCCAAGGUGCCAGUGACGUUCAAUGAUGUUUCCGUCUAUUUCUCUGAGCAGGAGUGGGGGAAAUUGGAUGACUGGCAGAAAGACCUUUACAAGAAUGUGAUGAAAGGCAACUAUGAAUCAUUGAUCUCACUGGACUACGCCAUCUCCAAACCUGACCUUCUGUCCCGGAUUGAACGGGGGGAGGAGCCGUGGGGGGGGGCUCAGGAGGACUCCGAGGAGAGCGCGAUCCCAAUGGAGCCUAGCACAGAAUCGCUGAGCCUUACUCAUGACACUGUAUCGUGGGUAAAACAAGAAGACCUGUACAUCAGGGAUCAGUGGGACUCAGAGGAGAGAGAGAUCUCUACAGAGCCCAACACAGCAGAUGACGAGGCUGUAGUCAAAGCUGAGGAGGGAAUCCCGGUGAGCCUGGAGCUGUACAGCACGUUGCCUGGACGACCAGAAGAGACUGUUUUCCAGUACCCUGAGCAGGAACCGAUCUGUGAUGAUCAGGGCAACGUCAGCAUCCAGGGAGAAUACCCUGAUGGGAACAGACUGGGGGACUCGGCUGCAGGCGAGGGAGACUUCAGUAACUUCACCACAAUCAUUGUCCAAGAGGAGAGCCUCCCAGGAGAGGCGCCGUACAUCUGUUCUGAAUGUGGGAAAAGCUUCCUCUACGAGCAGCAGUGCGUACUGCACCAGAGGAUCCAUGGCGGAGCCUACACGCCUCCUGAGUGCAGGGAGAGCUCCAAGCAAAACCACUGCCUCAAAUCCUGCCCACAGAGCCAGCCGGGGGAGAGACUCUAUAACUGCCCUGAGUGCGAGCGGAGCUUCCCUCACAAGUCGAGCCUCAGCAAACAUCAGCUCUCCCACACGGGGGACCGGCCGUACACCUGUGCUGAGUGCAAGAAGAGCUUCCGGCUGAAGAUCAACCUCAUGAUACACCAGAGGAGUCACGCGGGGAAAAACAUUGGCUUGUAUAUCUGCAACGAAUGUGGGAGGGGCUUUAACCACCAUUCGAACUUCAUUAGGCACCAGAUGAUCCACACUGGGGAGAGACCCUAUGGCUGCACCGAGUGCGGGAAAACCUUCAUGCGGAAGGAGCACCUCCUGACCCACCGGCGCCUGCACACGGGAGAGCGGCCCUACCAGUGCACCGAGUGCCGGAAGAGCUUCACCCGCAAGCAGCACCUGGUGGGACACCAACGCAUCCACACGGGGGAGAAACUCUGGGGGACGCUGGCAGCACAGAGACGCUUGCACGACCUGCCAGGCAAAGCGCACAGGGGAGAGCCUGUGUCGCUGCACUCGAUGCACAAGGAGUUCCCCCCGUAGAUGCUGUGUUAAAUGCUACCAGGGAGCUCUGGCUGGGGACAAUGAUCAUGAUGGCAUCUGAGUGAGACCAAGUCUCUGGGUGUUGAACAGAGAACUAAAUGGCAGCAGGAUGAUCUGUGGAGAGGUCUAGGCUGCUGCUUUGUUAACAGUUGAGUCCAUUCCCACUAUGGCAAAAAAACAGCUAGGCAGCCUCAGUGCUCCAUGGGAAGCUUGUUGUUCUUUUCCUGUGUUUCUCUCUUGCUAAUUCAUUACACUAAAGGUAGUUGCAUCUUUCUUA